Molecule: messenger RNA, 2994 nt
Organism: Pelodiscus sinensis (Chinese soft-shelled turtle)
Lineage: Eukaryota; Metazoa; Chordata; Testudines; Trionychidae
Source: RefSeq, a predicted model, not a curated record
AGCGCGCCCAGGCAGUCUGGCCGCUAUCUUUUGAAAAAGCGCAUGGCUUUUCCAAUGCGCCUUAGCGGUGUGGAUAUGCUCUUGCACAAGAUGUUUUUUUGGAAGAUCUCUUCCGAAAAAAGCUGCUUGUGCAAGGAGCCUGCAGUCUAGACAUAGCCUUACAGUCCUCCGUGAGGAGCAAAGCACUGGUGUUGCAGUUACAGCAAUUGGUGUUUGUGUUCAAGCCACCGAAAGAGCUGCCCGUCCAUGGUUUCCCUGGCUGCCAUCGCUGGGGUGGCUGCAGAGGGGUGAAAAUCUAGCCCUGUUGGUAUGGCAGUGUGCAAGCACAGAGGCAACUGAGCUUGUGCAGCAAAAGGAAAACUGGACUCGUUUCCUUUCCAGGCUGGUUUCUGUGCUCAGUCAGGCCCUGGAAGACUGUGCUGAGCAAAAGAAGAUGCUAGAGGAUAAUCUAACCCUGUGCCGGGCCCUCCUUGGAGACUGGAAGGUGCAAGCUCCUGAGAAUCCAGCGCCAGAGGGAGGCCCAAAGAACGCCCAAGAGCAUGAGCCCUCACCCAAGGAGCUCGAGGAGCUGGAGCUGCUGAACAGAGCCCUGGAGAAAGCGUUAAGAGUCCGGAAAAGCACCCUGCAAAGUCCCACAGAGGGCGUAGGUACUGCAAAAGGGGAAACGUUGGCAGUGAAGAAACCUGCCACCAGCGCUGCUACCACGCCGCAGCCACCCUUGUCUAAAGAGAGUGGCCCUACGCCUGUCCCGGUGGCACCUGUGUGCAAGAAGGCUGCCUCCUCCAAAAAACCUUCGGCUCAUAUGCUGAGAGCUCCCUACAGGACUGACCCUGUGAGAGCACCAAGCAGCCGGAGCUCCAGGGCUCCCAAGGCGGCUGGGAAGAACUCCGCUAAAGGGGCUGCCCCCCACCGCGUGAGGAAGACGCUGUCAGCUGCCAGCGUGUGUCAGUCCGAGUGCUGUGCUGCCGCAAAGCUGUCUGGCGCGCCCAGACCCCCCCGGCCCCAGCAGCAGAGCGCUGCGUCCUUCGACCGCUCUGCUAAUGGCCAGAACUUGGGAGCUGCCAUCCAGCAGGGAGCUGAUCCAGAGAAUGAUUGUCCUGGUUCCCCGGCAGAGACUCCAGUGGCACAGAGCCGUACGGCAGGAGAGGUCCCCGCAAGAAGCGCCAUGGCCCGCACCUUUACCCUCCAGGAAAAGGGGUACGUUCGGGCAGCAGGCACCGGGAAUGUGUGUGGUCAAACUCCGGCUCUCUUAUCGACCCCUGCAGGGAUGAGCUAUUUCCCAGCAGUCACCGGGGCCUAGUUCUUUGUCUUUACUGCCUUUGUAGAAUCCUAGAGCGCUAGAACCGAAAGAGACCUCGAGAGGUCAUCGAGUCCAGUCCCCUGCCUUCACUGUGUCCUUGGUAAUUAUCAAGGAGGUCCCAACAUUUGGAUGCCUAGAACGAGGCGUGGCAGGGGUCUGGGUUUGUAAUUUGGAUGGCUAAUGCCAUCUCAAGCAGGAUUUUUCCUACGUUGCCUAGCUGUACAUCUCUGUUCCAGCUGGAAGCAUUUUCCCAUGGAUUUGUGUCUAUGGUGGAAUUACCAGUAUUGACAUUUACUGAUAAACAGCUAACCCAUCCAAGCCUACCUAUAACUUAACCAAACUGAAUAAAAAUAACUUAUUGGAAAGAUGUUUCUUAGCCCAGCUGUGACUAUUUUGCAAAGUUUUUGCUUAGUAAAAUUCCCUUGGAUAAAACCUGUUUUAUUUUAGAACCUCUCUUUUGUGACUGUUUUGAAAGCCUUUUUUUUUUUUUUACUCCCCCCUCUCCCCCCAAUGGCUGCUCACUUAGCACAGCUGACCUAGAUUAAAUCCCAAUGAUGACUGAUUCUGUUGAUGCAUUGCAAAAACAUAUGGCUAAUAAAGAGCACCCUGACCUGUCCAGAGGUGUUUCUCCUUGGAAUAUGUUAGUGACCCCUACACUUGGGGAGAGUCUACCUGGAUUUAACAUCAUUUGCCCAUUGAUUUCCCUAGAGUUGGGUUUGGCAUAAGUAAAAAUUGAAUUUAGUUGAUGAUUAAGCUUUUCAAAAGUGCUUAAGUCCCAUUGGAAGUCAAGUCACCUAGAUGCUUUGGAAAACGUUGGCCAGUUAGAACACUGUCAAAUAGCAGGUUGUCGUCACAACCAAAUCAGAGCCCUGGUUUAAUACAGUGAUGCUCAGACUGAGGUUUGGGAGCUGCCAUUGGCUCUUUAAUAUGUCUCCUGCGGCUCUUCCCAGCAUCUAAUAUUAAACACUGUGUGACUGUUCACUAAUCCAAGUUAAGUCAGGGUGCUUUUACUAGGUUAUCACCUAAGAUUUGGUCAGUCAUUUGCCUGUGAUAGAGAUAUAUGUAUAAAAAUAGUAAACGAAGCAAUGAAGUCCCAUGAUUUUGGCUGUUUUAGGUAAUGCUGAUCGUAAGAACAGCCAGGCUGGGUCAGACAAAGGUCCAUCUAGACCAGUGUCCUGUCUGCUGACAGCAGCCAAUGCCGGGUGUCCCAGAGGGAGUGAACAAAACAGCUAAUUAUCAAGUGAUCCAUCCCCAGCUUCUUGCAGAGGCCAGACGCACCAUCCCUGCUACUAGCCAUCCAUGGACCUAGCCAUGAAUGUAUCCAUUGUUCUUUGAACCCUGUCGUGGUCUUGGCCUUCACGGCAUCCUCUGUCCACAGGGUGACUGCGUGUUGGGUGGGAAAAUACUUCCCCCUUGUUUGUUUUUAAACCUGCUACCUAGUAAUUUCAUUUUGUGACCCCCCUAAUUCUUGUGUUAUGAGGAGAAAAUAAUACUAUCUUCCCCACUUCCCCACACCAGUCAUGGUUUCCUAGAUCUGUCUUAUCCCCCCCUUAGUGAUCUCUUUUCCGUGCUGAAAAGUCCCAGUCUUACUCAGCUGUCCUUUGUGGCAGCCAUUCCGUACCCCUCAUCGUUUGUAUUGCCCUUUUCUGAAACUUUUCCAAUUCCGAUAUCUUCUUUUAGAUACAGUGACCACA